AUGAUUUGGAAAUCUCUCUUCAGUGCUGUGACCUUAUUAGCACAUAUCCUCCCAGCUUUAGCUGACCCAACUCCCAAUUCAGAGUUGACUAGUCAGGCGUCGGACAAAUAUGUCUUCGCCCACUUCAUGGUUGGUAUAGUAAAAGAAUACCAGCUAUCAGACUGGAAAGAAGACAUGACCGCAGCCCAAUCCAUCGGCAUCGACGCAUUCGCCCUAAACUGCGCAAGCAUAGACAGCUACACCCCAACCCAACUAGCCCUAGCCUACGAUGCAGCCCAGCAAGUCAACUUCAAAGUAUUCAUCUCCUUCGACUUUGCCUAUUGGACCAACGGAGACUCCGCAAAGAUUACAGAGUAUAUGAAACUAUAUGCAGGUCACCCAGCGCAGAUGCAAUAUAAGGGAGGCGCGGUAGUAAGUACCUUUGUCGGAGACAGUUUCAACUGGGAUACAGUGAAGCAGGGUACGCCACAUCCAAUUUACGCAUUGCCAAAUCUCCAAGAUCCGGCUGAGGCUACCACCGGCCCUGCUAAAAGCGCUGAUGGUGCAUUCUCGUGGUUGGCUUGGCCUACAGAUGGGGGAAAUAGCAUCAUCCCAGGGCCGAUGACUACCGUCUGGGAUGAUAGAUUUGUUCAUUUCCUCGCGGGGAAAACUUAUAUGGCUCCCGUCUCACCCUGGUUCUCAACCCACUUCAACACCAAAAACUGGGUUUUCGUUUGCGAGAAUUUGCCAACACUACGUUGGGAGCAAAUGCUUUCGCUUCAGCCGGACCUGAUUGAGAUUAUCUCGUGGAAUGAUUACGGCGAAUCCCACUACAUCGGCCCGUACUCAGUCCACCACAGUGACGACGGCUCUUCCCAGUGGGCAGAAAACAUGCCGCACGACGCCUGGCGCAACCUAUUCAAGCCGUAUAUUGCAGCCUACAAAUCCGGAGCAAAAGCCCCUACCGUGGAAGCAGACGAAGUCGUGUACUGGUACCGACCUACGCCCAAGGGCGUCGUGUGCACUGGUGAUAACCUUUCAGCACCAAUGGGUGCCGACAUGCUCAGUGAUAGUAUUUUUGUCGCGACUAUGUUGACGAGUCCGGCUUCAUUGACUGUGCAGAGUGGGAAUAAUGCUCCUGUUAGCAUUGAUGUUCCGGCGGGGAUUGUUACUUCGAAUGUGACUAUGGGGGUUGGGGCCCAGUCUUUCAAGGUGACUCGCGAUGGACAGACGAUUUUGAGUGGCCGGGGGGGUAUGGCUGUUAAGGACAGCUGUAUUCAGUAUAACUUCAAUGUUUAUGUUGGAUUGAUCACUGGGGGUGAUAGGCAGUAA
Penicillium hordei is the source of this 1311-nucleotide messenger RNA. Its product is annotated as glycoside hydrolase family 71 protein. Gene Ontology annotation, biological process: mating projection tip cell wall disassembly. The record is from RefSeq and is a predicted model, not a curated record. The transcript is spliced from 4 exons. Gene Ontology annotation, molecular function: glucan endo-1,3-alpha-glucosidase activity. Lineage: Eukaryota; Fungi; Ascomycota; Eurotiomycetes; Eurotiales; Aspergillaceae. The coding region runs from base 1 to 1311 and encodes 436 amino acids.